Molecule: messenger RNA, 2041 nt
Organism: Paramacrobiotus metropolitanus
Lineage: Eukaryota; Metazoa; Tardigrada; Eutardigrada; Parachela; Macrobiotidae
Product: zinc metalloproteinase nas-14-like
Exons: 5
Coding region: 172-1803 (543 amino acids)
Biological process (GO): proteolysis
Molecular function (GO): metalloendopeptidase activity; zinc ion binding
Source: RefSeq, a predicted model, not a curated record
CUGAAUCAGUUGCACGUUCACUGCACUGCGAAUUUAAUUACUUAGAAUAAACAUCGGCUAAGCUCUCUGCCAAACUUUCGUCGGCUUUUUCCCUUACACUUACGCUGGAGGGUCCAGAGCACCUGCUCGAAAAUUCCUUGGAUAGGCAGCCUUUUCAUCGCUGCAACAAAGAUGCAUUUCGUGCUUACUGCAGUUAUUUCAUGGAUGUUGUGGAUUGUAGGAACAUUACCGUCUCCGAUAGAUGACAAGCAUCUACUGCGAAACGAUAUCGCCUGGGAGGACGAGGACGACGGCACCGGAUAUGAUCGCUUCGUUCCGGCAACGGGCUAUCUGUCACCCAGCGGCUACUGGCCCAACGACGGACAACAGAUUCCUUAUGAACUGACAGGAUUCAACGACGAGCAAAGAACGACUAUUGAAGGUGCAGUGCAAACUUUAGAAUGGAGGUCUAACGGCUGCGUAACAUUCAGGAAACGCACUGCUACCCAGAAUGAGUACAUUCUGAUACAACACCACACGGGACUUGUGCCGAUAUGCAAAGCGGAUAUUGGUCGUAUUACUGGUCGUCCAACCAGAGUCAAACUGCAUUCCCGCUGCUUGUCACCCGGCAUUAUCCAGCACGAGAUCAUGCACGCGCUAGGAUUCCUCCACGAACACAGUCGCCCGGAUCGCGACGAGCACAUCAGCAUAAUUCCCGGUAAUAUGGUAUCGGGAGUUCAUGAAAUCAACUAUCAAAAACUGCCUGAAAUGGACACCUUUGGCUUACCAUAUGACGUGGAGUCGCUGAUGCAUUACGGCCCCAAAUCUUUAUCCAAGAGCCCCGACAAACCGGCCAUCGUCUCCAAAGUCAUCCCGGCGCCCCGAUGGAUGGGCCAACAAAUAAGCCUCACUCCACUGGAUGUGGCCAAGCUGCAAGCUGCUUACAAUUGUUCCAGAACGGAACGUGCAGUUGUGCCAGGUCAUUUAACGACGCCAGUUCGCCAAGACAUUAGUGGCGGUACCACUGACACUAGCUCUAUCAAAAAUGCAGAGAGCAAAGGCGUUUCCGUUAACGAAUCGUUGGCUGAUCCGCCGUUUGUCUAUCCGCUCCCGAACAUGCCUGACGAGCCAUUCACAAAGGAACAGUGUCAACGGCAGUACUCAGCCCACUGUUACAAUUCCUCAUGGGACCCGUCGAACCUCCUUUGUGGCAGCAAACGCUACUAUCACAUCCACUGUUACGACGUGGUCAGCCAGGCUGAACUGCUGAACCUAUUCCGGCGCAUGUCCCGACCGCCGGCGCGUCUGGCCGUACUUUCUCUGCAGGACUCGCGACACGUGAACGAUCAAACGCUGCAGCCGAUACGCAUGCAAGUGAUCAAGCUCUAUCUCCGCAACUGCCACACUACGCGAAUGACGGGUAAAGUCCGCGGAAUGGCGCUAACCAACAUGAUCAGCUUUGCUACAGCCUUUUGCGCAGACGGUCUUGUUAUCCACAAGCUGGACUUCAGCACCUCGCUCAAACUGCGCGAAAUCAUAUUCCGGCAGUGUGUCAUACAGUCGGUGGAGGUCGGUAGUUUCUCUGAUUUGGUGGAUCUGCGAGUUUUAACGCCGGAGCACUUGGCCAAUGCGGAUGAGAUCAAGAAGCAGCGCUGCGAUCCGCGUUUUGCUUCGUACCGACAGUGGCUAUCCAGAAAUUCCUAUCUCACCAAGGAUCGAGGCAAGGGGAGUGUCUACAAGAUGAACCCUGGCGCGGACCGUGGAAUGUGGAGUCCGCAAGUGUGGAAAAUUCAUUUGCUUAAACCGAAUGUCAUUUGUAACUGACCCUGAAUCUGCAUUAUAGAAUGGUAUAAUGGUUCGGUUGUUAAUUGAUAACACAUAAUUGUUGUGAACAUUUAUUGACAACCACACCGGUCGCUGCUUUUAACCAUAAACGCAAUUAGUCCAAUUACGUUCACAGCUAAAGAAAAAACACGCUCCGAGUCGAGUGAAAAAUUACCCAAGUUUGCUGACACCAGAAAUGGUCUGUGUUCGGUUGUGCUCAUUGUGCAGAGAAAGCAGU